AGUAUGAAUUUGAACACAAUAUCAGCAUGUAGUUUACCAUAAAAUUCUUUUUAUGUUGUCAGCCAUUUUCUUCAUCUAGUAAGGUGAUUAACAAUUUGAUGAAUCUCUAUGAGUGAUUGUAAAACUGUGUUAAUUUUCUAAAGAUUAAUAAGUAUAUUUACUUCAGUGAAAAUGAAUCUUUUAACAGUGAUUACCGUGUUUUCUCUGAUCGUAUUUUCCGGGACUAUACCAAUAUCGAUAAAAAAUCAUGAUACAUUUAAAAAAUCAAAUGUCAUCAAUGAUUUGAAAGCUAAUGAAGGUUUUAACAAAGCGAACUCUGAAGACAUUAAUGAAAAUAUAAUAAUAAAUGAUAGUAAUAUAUUAGGUAUAAACACAAUCAGGCCCGGCAUGAGUGUAACCAACUAUGCAAUAGCGAUUGAGCCCGAUUUGGAUAGUGGAACUUUUGAUGGAGUCGCAAUAAUUGAUAUUAUCAUCACAGAGGCGUCGACGAGGGGAGAAGAUGUAAUAUUAUACUCAACAGAUUUAGACAUUCAUUCAGUUAAAUUCGUUGUUGGCAGUGGUAACAAUUUUCAAAAUGCUGAAUUUAAAGUCAAUGAUGAAGCUGGUCGACUAGAAAUUUCUACACAUGACGACGUUACUCUUUAUAGAUUCAUGAUAGAAUAUACGGGAAAUAUGAACGUUGGUUGGGGAUUGUUCACCGGACGUUAUGACGAAGAUACAUAUAUAGCAAUGAACUUGCAUCCAACUCACGCGAGGCGCGUCUUUCCUUGCAUGGAUGAACUGACGCAGGCAUCUAACACUCGCAUCUCGUUCACAUUCAAUGGUCUCGAUGCAUAUACUAUCGUAACAAAUUCAAAAACACAAGGAAACAGCAACAAUGAAUUUACAGCUCUGCCAGGCCCGCCUUACUUGUGGGGUAUGUUGGCACAUAACUUAGAAAAUAUUGUUGUACCAACGCCAAAUGUCUUACUUUAUGGACGACCAACUCUUCAAGGGAUUCAAGAUUCGCAAGCAUCUUUAGCCAUAAAUUCUUAUUUCAAUUUUCUUAAUGCAUGGACUGAUAAAGAUUACUUCAGUAUUGUUACGGAUCAAGAUGGCAAAAUGCACAUAUACGUUCUACCCGAUCUUUCAAGGGAAUGGCAUUCACUAUCGGUAAUAGGCUUAUGGGAAGGUGAUGUUUUUAUGGAAAGAUCACAUUCCAUAAAGCAAAGGAAAGUUGCUCUAGUGAAGAUCGCAGAAGCCAUGGCAAGGCAGUGGUUUGGCUACGUGAUAUAUCCAGAGAACUGGCGGUAUCAAUGGGUGAUAUCUGGUUUAGCAUCUUACGCCGCAUGGGAUGCCAUCCGAGAGUUCCAACAUAAUCCCGUGUCAAAUGACAUAACGAUGCUGGAUGUUGAUACCUUGUUUGUAACAGAAGUAAUUCAGGAAUCAUUACUUCUUGAUGGAUAUGCUGGUGCACAACUCUUGGAACCAAAUGAUGAUAUAUUUGAUGAAGAUGAAGUCAGAUAUCAUGUUAAUGGACUUUUGAGGCUCAAGGCACCAGCCAUAUUAAGAAUGUUAAGAUUCAUUCUCGGUGAUGAAGAACAUGAUUUCAUAAAAACUGCAGCGCAAACUCUGCUUUAUCGUAGAGCUCUCGAUACAAUAAACUCUCACAUCUUCUACGACUCAAUUAAAAGUGACUGGAUGCAUAGUGGCACUGACUUGAUAAAUAAUCUUGAAGAUUAUUUGGAAACGUGGGUGCAUAAUACAGGAUAUCCGGUUAUAUUUGUCAGUGCAAGGCCAGGAGGAGUGCUUCUGACACAGGAGCGCUUCGGUUUUACAAGUGUUCCAGAAGUAAAUUAUAAGAUUCCUUUAACAUUCACCACGAGUCUCGAUCCUAAUUUCGACGACGAACACAUAUACCCGAUCGAGAUGAUGGACCAGACCAAAGCGUUGGAUAUUACAUUGAACAGCGACAGUUGGAUUCUCUUCAAUAUUCAAGGACAAGGUUACUAUCGUGUAAAUUAUGCUGACGACUUAUGGGAAAAUAUUAUUGAUGCUCUCGAUGAUCCAGAUAGUAGAGAAGAGAUACAUCCUUUGAACAGAGCAACUUUGGUGGAUGACUCGCUAAAUCUAGCUAGAGCUGGAAAACUUAAAUAUGAUAUAGCUUUCGAAGUAGUUGCAACUAUGGAACAUGAAAAAGAGUAUGCUGUUUGGAAAGCAUUUAUUAGAAACAUGGACUUUAUAAGGAAACGAUUGGAAGCACUAGUAUCCUCUGAAGACAAUUUGGAUCCAGACAUCUAUAUAAAAAUGGUUCGAAGAGUGAUCAGUCGUGUAGAAGAUGAAAUUGGUUUCGACCCGGAUCCUCGGGUCUCUGAGGCGGCUAUGGUUACCAUGACUCGAGGACUGGUGAUGGAGCACGCUUGCAAAUCAAAUUACAAUCCCUGUGUAGCUGCAGCAGUAGACUGGUUUUAUGACUCCGACAGUGAUGAACCUACAGUUAACCCCGACAUACCUCACGAGAUUAGGCCAGCUGUAUAUUGCACCAUGGUGAGAGAAGGCGACGACGUCGUAAUAGACGCUUUGUACGAUCGCCUUGAAAUAGAACCCACCAUGUACGAACGUAUAGUUAUACUGGAGUCUUUGGCUUGUUCACAAAAUGAAAACUUCAUUACUUCCCUUCUAUACGACACUAUAGCUGAUGAUAGUCCCUAUAACUUGGAAGAGAGAAAUAAAAUAUUCGCAGCAGUUGCUUCAUCCAGUUUUAAUAACGCUUUCAUUGCUAUGCACUUUAUGGCGGAACGCACUAUCGAAAUAAGGAAUAUGUAUGGCGGUCCAGAAAAAUUAGAAGAACUCAUAUUUAUUCUCGCUGACAAUAUGGCUGAUGAAGGCCAAUCAGCUGAUUUUCAAAUAUGGGUGAAUUCAUUGAGCAGUAAUCUACAAGAUUCAGAGAUGGCAGCAAAAAAAGCAGUCGAAAGAGUCACAACGCACCUAGUUUGGAAUCGUGCACACUUAGAAGACGUCUAUGAUUGGAUCGCAGAAAAUAAUUCACCUGCUUUAACGACCUCUAUAAUAUUGUUAUUAAUAACAGUAUUUGUUACAUUAUUUAAUUGAUAAAUGUUUAAUUCAAACAAGUAAGUAGGUGCAUUUAAAAAACACGACUGCUCCGACAGAAAUCAAA
Molecule: messenger RNA, 3157 nt
Organism: Galleria mellonella (greater wax moth)
Lineage: Eukaryota; Metazoa; Arthropoda; Insecta; Lepidoptera; Pyralidae
Product: aminopeptidase N-like
Exons: 14
Coding region: 172-3090 (972 amino acids)
Biological process (GO): proteolysis; peptide catabolic process
Cellular component (GO): cytoplasm
Molecular function (GO): peptide binding; zinc ion binding; metalloaminopeptidase activity
Source: RefSeq, a predicted model, not a curated record